ACAGUGGUGAUGGACCUGCUGGAUGUAUUCCUCAUGGCUUUUUCCCUAUUGGUAGUCAGAAAAGUCCAGGCAAAGCCAACCGAGCCUUCUGUCUCUUCUUCAAACUUCACAACCAGCAGUAACAGCACAACUGCAAAGUCAGAAGUGCAAAGGUUACGUUUGAUGGAUGGAGGAAGCCGCUGUUCUGGCAGGGUAGAGUUUGAAGAUGAUGGUAUAUGGGGCACUGUAUGUGAUGACAACUGGGACUUGACUGAUGCCAACGUUGUGUGCCAGCAACUGGGUUGUGGAUGGGCCAUUCAGGCUCUGGAUGCCUCUUUUUUCCAAAAGGGAACAGGCCCCAUCCAUUUGGAUGAAGUGAAAUGCUCAGGGAAUGAAUCUUUUUUGUGGGACUGUCCCUCUGAGAAGAACCAUGACUGUGGGCACAAGGAAGAUGCUGGUGUGGUGUGUUCAGAUCACCAGGAGUGGCGCCUAUCAGGUGGACUAGAUGCUUGUGCUGGCCGAGUGGAGGUCUACUACAAGGGUAUCUGGAACACCGUAUGUGAUGGUAGCUGGUACCAACAACAGGCUGAUUUGCUCUGCCGCUUCUUGAAGUGCAGCAGUGGGGCCUUAGAGCCAAAGGUGCCCUUUGACCAUACACUUCUGGGAAAGAUGUAUUAUGAUUGUUCUGGAAAUGAAAGCUCGCUUGCCCAGUGUUUAUGGCGCUACAACAACUCCAAUCUCUGUGACCAGUCCAGAGCUGCAGGGGUGAUAUGUAAUGGCUCACAGGGUUUGCAGACUUCUACACACUCAAACAGAGUGACUCCAACCUCUGUUCCUUCUCUCCCACUUUUGACCAUUUCUCCAUUUGCAGAUUUGACUAGACCUGAAAAGUCAGAAGACAACACACCAUCAUACCAGAUGUUGCUAAUCCUCUGCAUCGUCCUGGGUCUUCUCCUUUUUUUGGCUGUGCUGACUCUUAUCAUUUUGCUGAAUAAACAAAGGAAACAUGAUACCAUUGCCCAUGCCAUUUCCUCAGCUUCAUUAACGGCUCCAGUCCUAAUGAACCACAGCAUGCAGGUUCCAGGGAUGACCACCGGAGUGAGUAACGACUAUCGGGAAAGCCUUCCCAAAGGAGAAGCAUCAGCAGCGAUGAUGACAUCUCAUACUGAAGAGUCCGACUCUGAUUAUGAACACUAUCACUUCAAGGACAAGCCACCCGUGGCACUCUCUACAUUCUACAAUUCUCUUCGACACCGAGCAGCUGAUACAGACUUUUCUCCCUGCAAUGUCCCCAUGCCCGCUAUGCAGGAGGAGGGUGAGAGCAUGUAUCCUGCCCCAGUGAGCUAUGUACAAAAACAAUCUACAGUUGAGGGCAGCACCAGUACUUCCUCCGGUGAUGAAGAAUGGUAUGAGAACAUUCACAAACGAGAGCAACAAGACAGCCUUCCAAGAAACGAGCCCUCCCUUGAAGGCUUGACAACUGUUUCCCAACCUUUGGUGAACUGCAAGGCUCGCAUUGACUCAUCUGAUAGCAGCGAUUAUGAUGAUAUGUGGUCCUCUGAGUAUUAGGGGAUAAAGCAGCUCUAAGGUUGUGGCUCCAUCUAUCCCUAGUACCUCUUUUCUUCAGAAAAAGAUGCUGAUGAAAAGCCUGAGAACAGAAAUGGACAUUAUUUUCCCAAGCUCCUCUGAGAAGAUUCUCUAUUGUGAAAGAAAAUAAACUGAUCCCAGAAUCAAAUAUCAUCCACAAUGAACUGUCAAUUCCCAGUCCCAUUCUGAAAUUUUCAGAUGAUGAUAUUGUUGGAGAAACCCUAUGUGGAAGGCCACUGAGCUGGAAACGGAUGCCCUUUCCCUGAUCUUGUUUUGUCAGUCAGUGGUGUACCAACACAAAAUAACAGACUGAUCCCUUUAAACCUCAACUCAGAAUCACCUUGCUUCCAGCUUCAAAAUAUAGGCAGCCAAUAUAGAACCUUCUGGAAGCACAGCCAAAUUAUCUUGUGGUAUGUUAAAUCAGCAACACAUACUUCCCAUAUGCCAGCACUUUUAACAGCACUUGUUCUAGGAAUCAGAACCAUCAGGCAGCACUGAGGCAAUCUGUAUUCUGUAGGAUGAAUUCUUAGUUCAUUUCAGGGAGUACUUAAGUUUUAUGGAUAGGCAUUUUUUCCUGGAUGGGAUUAGUGUGAUUGCUACUCCACCAGAAGAAGUGGAGAUCUCCUCUCCAGAAAAUCAUCAUUUCUUAAGAAAGUAUAGAGAGAGUUAAGACUAGAGUGAGGGCAGUUUUGCCAACUCAGGGGGCUACUUUUUGUGUGUGUCUUGUUUUUGCCAAGCACAAUAUGGUAGU
Eublepharis macularius is the source of this 2317-nucleotide messenger RNA. It is a transcript of the gene CD6, whose product is annotated as CD6 molecule. Gene Ontology annotation, cellular component: membrane. The coding region runs from base 10 to 1548 and encodes 512 amino acids. NCBI's taxonomy places the organism in Eukaryota, Metazoa, Chordata, Lepidosauria, Squamata, Eublepharidae. The record is from RefSeq and is a predicted model, not a curated record. The transcript is spliced from 11 exons.